UUGAGUUUAGUUUUCACCAUACAGUCAAGUUUGAGAAUGCCAUCUUUUGCAUCCUUGUUGGAAGGUCGGAGUGGAACGUGACAGCGCUGCGGGUGGACCGCGUGAGGCGCGGCGCCCUCUCGCAGUCGGUGCUCGCCGUCCGGCGCAUCACGAGGGCCGCCAUCGCCAGGACAGAGUGUGAGACCCACCACCGGCUCGACUUUGACUUUUUUGGGAGGAGGUUCCUGAACAAAACCGAACUGCAGGACCUGACUGCGGCUUUCCGGGAGCACCUCUCCAACACCUGGCGAGACUUUGCCAAUCUCUUCUCACUCGGUGUGUCGCAUGCCUCACAGCUGUUGGUUCCCCUCGCAUUUGAACAUACGGGUAACCAUACGAGUGAUCAGCGACUUCACGGUUGGAUUAAGGACGUGGAACGUGUGGGAGACAUGCUACACACGAAAUUAACUGGAUUGGUACUCGACACGCAAUCCAUUAUCAAACAGGUAGCGCACUACGAGAUAGAACAAGACACGCCUUCGCUCCUGAAAUUCAGGCGGCCGCUGUUGAGUCCACGCCUACUGCUCUACCAGCCGUGGAACGUCUUCUUCCACGACGACUUCAGUGCGCUGUGCGAGGAGCGGCAGCCAGAAUCGUCGCACAUGUUCAGAGUCGCUGACGCAGUGUACACCUUCUACCGUGUCUACUGGUUUACUGCAGCCGAUCCCCUAGAUAUACUCUUCGAUCUUUAUUUCGAGUCUAUGGAAGAGGACGAGAAGUGGCAGCUGGAGGACAGAAGCCACACCACGGUCUCUGUGGACACCGACUGUGUGCAGCUGCUGGCGAACGCCCUGGACCACCCCACGUGUCCGCUGGAAGACCUGCCGCCGGAGACCGUGGAGCAGCGUGAGCGGUGCCGUGCGGAGCUGUGGGACGACGUGGUGCGGAGAUCGCCCCACGUGCCCGUCACCAGCUACCUGGCCUACACGCAGAGGGUGAACAUCAACCUCUGUCUGCUGGCAUGGAUGGCAGCUGGCUCGUAUGGCAUCUGUCAGGACGUCCCAUUUAGCACGAUACGGUCGGUGCACGAUGCUCGCUGCUAUUUCGAUAGUCCUGACGAUCAAUCGUGUCUGGAAUCGAACGCCACAGAUGCCAUCUGCUCUGUUUCCAGAGCUAUUCUGAUGCUGAGGUGUCGCGAUUUUUCCACCUUUUCCGAUAAUUGCAAUUAUGAAAGACCUCUAUCACACCCAUUGACAAUGGAAAGUGAGUACCUAUUGCAUCAAAAGGUAACAGAAGAAACACUGAACCACAAAAACAGCUUAAACGACGCCACCUUGAGAUACAAGAAUUUCCAAAUCGACAGCUUAAAUCCUUUGGAAAUCUCACUUGUAUUGGUAAAUAUUGUUUUCCGCCUUUGGACUGCCGGAGUAUACAUAUACCUUCCCCAGUUACGCAACUUGCCUGGAAAGAUAUUCUUGUCCUUUCAGAUCACUUGUAUAGUCCAGAUCAUGUGUUCUGAGGUCGUGUAUCGUAUGACCGGUUUCCCUGGCUUAUGUACUGCAGUGCUGAUAGAUAGCGGUCUCACACUUCUCAGCUGUAUCUGGCUAAACCUAUUCUGCUACCACAUGUAUGCUUGUGUUCGUCAUCUCACGCUUCCUAACGACCUGCUACCUGCUGAAGUAAGCAGGUUACUCUGUCGUCAAGUGCUGUAUGCGUUAAUACCGUGGAGUACAGUAUGUGUGGCAGCUGCUGCUUUGGAAAAGACGAGCAAAUAUCAUCUGAUCCAUAGUCGUGUAGUAGUCCUUGCGGGCAUUGCACUAUCAGUGUCUUUCAAUACGGUUUGUCUCGGACUGAUUGGGUACAUGUACCUACGUACUCGGUUUUCCAUGCGGCAACUCAAAAUUUUUGUUAACAAUAAAUUUGCCUCAAAGAAACAAUGUUUUUUCAUGUCAGUUAAGGCUGUUAUCCUAAGUGGAAUAGGCAUUAUAAUUAGAAUCGGGUUCCACCAGGCUCAGGAGAUAGCGCAGUUUGUGUACUACGUACACCUAGUUACGAUGUUGCAGGGACCAGUGCUGUUCGUCUGCUUCGUCUGUAACGGAACGACGCUCCCCUUACUGAAGGACAGGGUGCUGGCGUGGUUUAACCCAACUGGCAUCCCUGCAGGGCGAGAACUCUGCUCAGCUGCAGAGAGGAAUCUGGCCAGGAGGAACAACGAACAGUCUCCAGCUGCAGAAUCCUCACUGUAGGCUGCUUCGGUAUUUUUCCCAAAUAACUGUCUUCACUACAGACUGCAUUAAAGCCAGUAAUCAGGUAUAAAGAUGUACUCUAUCUGAUAUGACAACAUUAAAUGUGAUAUUGUACAGCCAGCGCUUUGCUAAUGUCUUCUUCAUUUAUAACUGUGUGGUUAUUUUAGCCUCUGUCUGCGUAUUCUAAUGCAGUGAGAUUACUUACGAAAAUUGUUCCGAAACACUUUGU
Schistocerca nitens (vagrant locust) is the source of this 2454-nucleotide messenger RNA. RefSeq lists its product as uncharacterized. The coding region runs from base 429 to 2225 and encodes 598 amino acids. The record is from RefSeq and is a predicted model, not a curated record. NCBI's taxonomy places the organism in Eukaryota, Metazoa, Arthropoda, Insecta, Orthoptera, Acrididae. The transcript has 5 exons.